CGCACUUCUUCUACUAUUCGAUCGAAGAUCCAAGCUCUGCUGAUUCGACAUGUGGUCGUCUUCUCUCUUCCAGCCUUCGUUUAGCACACCGAUGGCAGUGAGAGUUCCCGUCAGUGCGCUGUGGCCUCAGUCGGAGCUUCUUUGCAUUCAGAUGGAAAAUGAAAUGGCGAGACAGAUGGACAACAUGAGGAGAAGCGCUGACCUGAUGAAUCAGCUCCAGCAUGUCGUACGGAGAGAGACCCUUGAUGCAGAGACAGUUCCUAGAUCGGCUGCAGGUAAACAACCUUCGUGCAAGGUGAAGAAGGACGGACAGCACUUUUCUGCUACUCUGGAGGUGGAAGACUUCACUCCCGAGGAGCUGACAGUUAAACAGGUGGGAAGGAAAGUCCUGUUGAGCGGAAAGAAAGAAAAGAAAGAGGAAAGCGAGGGGGGAUCCUACAGCUACAAGUACCAGGAGUUCAGACGAGAGCUCGAGCUGCCAGAAGACGUGAACCCCGAGGAGAUGAGCUGCUUGCUAAACAACGGACAGCUGCGCAUCGAAGCACCAAGGAUGGCACUGCCCACUGUGCCCGAGAGAGUGGUGCCCAUUAAAAGUGACAACUCGGGGUGCAUUAAUGGUGGAGAGGAGCAAAAAAAGGAGUGUGGAAUGGAAAGGGAAUGAGCAAAUGUUUAAAGU
Molecule: messenger RNA, 676 nt
Organism: Erpetoichthys calabaricus (reedfish)
Lineage: Eukaryota; Metazoa; Chordata; Cladistia; Polypteriformes; Polypteridae
Product: heat shock protein beta-11-like
Exons: 1
Coding region: 50-661 (203 amino acids)
Biological process (GO): response to heat; protein refolding
Molecular function (GO): protein folding chaperone
Source: RefSeq, a predicted model, not a curated record